CUCUAGUUCUGCAGUAUUGGAGCUGUCUGUAGGGGCGAAGACCGAACGGAGCUACUUUGUAAUUAUGCGCCAGUUACUGAGACACAUAACGACUGUAGGUGACGGUGAAAUUGUGAUAUCGGAGGCACAGUGAGAGCUGAAAGAGUAAGAAAGAUGCAGAAGCUGCCUUUUUAGAUAUUCAAUACAAGAGCGUCAGCCAGUCGGUUGGCUCAGGGAGUUUGGAUUAAGGAUUACCUUUCUCCUAAAUGCUUCUCUACUAAAGGCCCUGGAAACAAAAUAAAUUGUUUCUCUGGCAUAAGGAAGGGGUGAGUAAAAACUUGUUUCAAGCGUUUUGGAGUAAUGUUCCUGGGAAAAGCAUCCUGAUGCUGAUGUUCCAUUGGAGCGAAUGAGAGAAACUGAUUUGGAUAUACUGUAGAACUGCAGUAGCUGUGUGAGAUUGAUACUGUACCACCGGUACCGUGUCUCCCUGUUCAAGAAUGAGCUCCUUAACGGUGCUCAAAGAGCGCAGAGCAACACUCGUGGAUGAACUCGAAGAUCACAUUGACGGCCUUCUGGAGGAGAUGGUUUUGAAGCAGGCAUUUACCAGGGACGACCGCGAGGACGUGCUCUGUGAGCUGGGGCCUCGAAAGAGAAUCCGCAAGCUUCUGGACAUCAUCGACUGCAAAGGCGAAGAAGUUGCCGGCAUGUUCCUCUUGACAUACAACAAACUCUAUGAGCUCAAGACAGAAGCCGCGGCUGAGCCGAAGAAGGAAGCUCGGGAUGAGGAGUACAGUAAAAUAAUACAAAAACACAAACAAGUCCUUAAGCGCCGGAAUGAAAGCAUGCUGUAUUAUAACUCACGGCAUGGCGAGAAAAUCUUGUUUUCUGAGCAUUUUGUCAAUCUUCUGAUUGUGAAUGGACACCACAGCAUUGAAAAUAAAAAGCAUGAACUUCUUGCCUUUGGACAGCAACGGAUUCACUUGCAACAUCAUUCAGUGGAGCAGAGGCUGAUUAACGCAGCACAGCUGUUCUUCACGAAUGGUGUGAGACCUGUAAAGAAAAUUCUGAUAACGGGGGUCGCUGGAAUAGGGAAGACGGUCUUGGUCCAGAAGAUAUUAUGUGACGUUGGAAAUAACCAGGGGUAUUUCGCUUUUGACUUUGUGAUUCAUUUGACUUUCAGAGACCUUAACAUGAUCAGCAAGCCAAUCAGUUUGAGGGAUUUGAUUCUGCGUAAAAAUGGACACCUGACCAAAAUGUUGGACGAUAUAUUAUCCAACGAUGACAAGCUGUUGAUCAUUCUGGAUGGCUUUGAUGAGUUUAAACAUUAUAAGGAAUGUGACAUUGAGGAAUAUGUUACUGAGCAUGACCAACCAGGAGAUGUGGUGCAUAUAUUUGCCAGCUUAAUGCAAGGAGAGCUUCUUCCAGGGGCAUCAGUCCUGCUUACUAGCAGACCUACAGCCAUAAGUUACGUUCCCAUUGACUGCAUUGACCGCUUUGUAGUUGUCAUCGGCUUCUCAGUGAAUGAAAUAAACGACUUUUUUCUAAAGUACUUUCAGAAUGAAGAGUUAGCACUGACGAUGCUUAAUAUGGCAAAGGCAAAUGACCUGAUGUUCACCUUGUGUUACAUACCGGCCUUCUGCUAUAUCAUAUGUAGCAUUUUGAAAGAAAGCAAAGGGCUCACAAGUGAAAGCCCCAAAACCAUGACUGACAUUUAUGUGCAAUAUCUGGUUGUUUUGCUGAAGUCUCACACUCAGUGCAGGACAGUAACCGCUUGCCGCAGCAGCUCAGGAAACAUGGAGGAAAUUACGGAGACUGUUGUUCUCCUAGGUCGCCUGGCUUACGUUAAAGUGCUGCAGCACGAAACCCUCUUCUAUGGUAAUGACUCUGAAGUGCAGCAGUUGGCUGGCAGCGAUUUUGUGAGUACGUUUCUCGAUAAAACCUCAGUUCAAGAGCCCUACUGCACAGUGGAUAUUUAUUCCUUCACACACUUAACUGUCCAGGAGUUUUUUGCCGCUCUGUAUUAUGUGCUGGUUGAAAAGCCUGACCCAGACGUCCGUGAUUCUGAGGUCUGUCAUCAACAAGGGAUGAGUGCAGGAUACCUGGACCUGUUCAAUAGAUUUCUUUCUGGACUGCUUUCCCAACGAAACCAAAGUCUUCUCGCCAGGCAUAUACAGUUAAGGGGAAAGAGCAAAUCAGAAUUCUAUGUCCCCUGGCUGUUAGAUGAAAUCAGAACGCUCUGUGAGACUGGAGCUAACAUUUUAAAUCACCUGCAUUGUUUUUUUGAGCAACAGAACAGCUCGCUGGCAAAGAACAUCCAUCCCAAGGUGUUGCGGGUGAAUGUAAGUGAUGAUCCCCUUUCUCCAAUGGACUUCGGUGUGGUGAAAUAUUUCUUAAACCUUGUGAGUGGAAACAUAGCAGAAUUAGAUUUAACCGCAACAAACAUUACUACAGAGUCUCUUAGGGAUCUACAGCCCCUCUUGUACAGAUGUGAAAAGCUCUGGCUUGGAGACAACAAGCUAGAUGUGGAGGCUAUGCAAGUACUUGCUGAAGUUCUGUGUUCUACACAGAAUAUGCAGUACUUGGGUCUUGGAUGGACAGAUAUUGGCAAUGAGGAGUUAAUGGUUCUCUUUGAGGCUCUGAAUGAAAACCGAUCUCUGAGGGAGUUAUGGAUUGAAGGAAAUCGAGUCAGCUACAAAGGCCUUUCAGCAUUUAGUGAGUUAAAUCCAGCUACCUCUUUGCUACAAACAGUCGUCGCAGUUUGGAAUGAAGUGGACAAAGAAGAAGAGGACAAACUGAGGAGCAUCUCUCCUGAAAGAUUCUUUGUCAUCAGCUUCACAGAUGAUGCAUUUUGGCAAGAGUGGGGCAAAUGGGUUCUACAGAGGUGUGAAGUGAACAGUGAUGAGAAACUUGUGAACUUUCUUUGUAAAGUCUGUAAUGUUUCCAUUCUAAACCUGGAAAUAUGUUGGGUACAGCAGUGGUACACAAAGUUGAAACACCUGGUCAGAUCCAGAAUUGCUCAGUGCAAUGAUGACAGUAUCCGAAAAAAACUAGAAAAGUUUGAAACAAUUUUAACCUUUUGAUUUACAGAUCAAAUAUAGUAAAAAGCAAAAUGAUAUGCAAGGCUCAGAAAGUGCACAUCACAUUUGAACAAUUAAACAAAUAAAUCCCUACAUACUGUAUAGUACUUUGUUCCCUGUAUUGUCAUAUUCUGGGAAAGUAUUUUUUUUCUUUUUCAGUCUAGUGUGAAUAUAUUUCUAAGAUGGUAUCCACCCUAACCAAACUUCAUACUGUGUAUGGCUUUAAAUAAUUGAAUACCAGUCUUUGUCUGUUUAAAAGUUUAAACUAAAUACUUUCAGACUCUUUAUCUUCUGGUAAAUAAGCAAAGAAGAUCCAAGUUAAU
This is a messenger RNA of Lepisosteus oculatus (spotted gar), 3379 nucleotides long. RefSeq names its product NACHT, LRR and PYD domains-containing protein 3-like. Gene Ontology annotation, biological process: regulation of apoptotic process. The record is from RefSeq and is a predicted model, not a curated record. Lineage: Eukaryota; Metazoa; Chordata; Actinopteri; Semionotiformes; Lepisosteidae. Gene Ontology annotation, cellular component: cytoplasm.